This is a messenger RNA of Thamnophis sirtalis, 625 nucleotides long. NCBI's taxonomy places the organism in Eukaryota, Metazoa, Chordata, Lepidosauria, Squamata, Natricidae. The record is from RefSeq and is a predicted model, not a curated record.
UGUGUUUGUUUCCUGUUGCGAGGACUCUCCGGUUUCAGCAGAGUCACAGAACUUCACUGAGGUCAACAUAUCCUAUCCAGCUCUGAUCUUGCAUCUUCAGCCAUGAAAUCUCUAGGGAUCGUCUGUCUUCUUUUCAUUUUUGUAGCCAGAGGAAGCUGUCGCUCAUGCGACUAUUGUCACAACGUGGGAAAAGAUUGCGAUGGUUACACAACGGAGUGUGACUCUCCAGAAGAUCAAUGCGGCACUGUGUUGCUGGAGAUUUCGUCAGGUAAAACCCCUCGUUUCCUUCCAAUAAAAGGAGAAACUUUCUCUGCAGAUCCCGGAGACAUCGCUUAUAAUAUCAAAGGGUGCACUUCUUCCUGUCCAGAACUGACCUUGAGCAAUAGAACACAUGAAGAACGUAGAAACGAACUGAUAAAAGUUGAAUGUACCGACGCCUUCAAAACUGUACCUUCCAAUUAAUACUGCCACCAUUCUGGAAUCGGAAGGCCAGCAAUUUCAUCCAACAGAACCAUUGGAAUGGCUCUGAAAGGAAAACUGAUUCUUCCUGCUAACUAAUUCUUAGAAAUUAAAAGUAAAUAAAGAAAAGAAAAUAAAAGAAGCCAAGGGGCUGUGUUGGAUUGCC